CUCUUGUAGGUGUUAAAAAAAUACUAAUCGGCAGUAUUGGUCGUCUAGGUAUCGAGCAACUGGAAGUGCAUUUCUUCAUGUUAAUGAAACAUCUUGAAUAGUGAUGAAGUCUGUUGAGCUCAGAGCAACCUGAAAUAGCAGCAAAUCGGUUGAUAGCUCUUACUCUCGACUUGGGUCCUUCAUCGCAACUGUUGUUUCCUUUUGUUUUUUUAACUCAUCACAAAGUUGUUCAAUUAGUCAACUUCAAAGUAAACCAGCAAAGAUGAUCAACAUAAGUCGCAUCCUUGUUUGUUUCGUCGGGUAUUUGAUGAUUCCUGCUUCAUGCUUUCCACCGGAUAUUCAAGCAUUAUCUAUUCUUGAACGAGCUGCUCCAGUUGCUCCUGAUGGCUACACUCCAGCUGUGGUUUCAUGUCCAGCCCAUAGGCCGACGAUCCGCGCGGCCACAGGCUUGUCGACUAACGAAACAGAUUGGCUUCCCCUUCGCACAAAUAACACAGUCCAAGCCAUGAAAGAUGUGCUCAGCCGCGCCAAUAUCAGCGGCCUCGACACCGGCAGAUACAUCGAUAACCUCACAAACGCUGGCACCGGCCUCCCAAGAGUAGCCAUCGCCAUCUCUGGUGGAGGAUAUCGAGCUUUGAUGAACGGGGCCGGUGCUCUCGCAGCAUUUGACAACAGAUCGACAAAUGCGACGGAAACCGGCCAUCUCGGAGGCCUUUUGCAGUCGGCCACGUAUCUUAGCGGUCUUUCUGGCGGCAGCUGGCUUGUCGGCAGUCUUUACGUUCAGAACUUUACGUCGGUCGAGUCCAUAAUUUCUGCUACAGAUGGAUUUCUCAGUACCAUUUGGCAGUUUGAUCACUCCAUCCUCAACGGACCCGAUGGUCUCUCCAUCACGAAAUACUACCGACAGUUGUUUGAUGAUGUUGACGGUAAGAGAGAUGCCGGCUUCAAUACAACAAUAACAGAUUAUUGGGGCAGAGCAUUAUCCUACCAGCUCGUAGACCCGAGUGACGGAGGACCUGCGUUCACUUUCUCAUCUAUAUCAAAUGAUACAGACUUUACAUCGGCUCAAGCUCCCCUGCCGUUGAUCGUCGCCAUUGAAAGAACGUCUGGACAGCUACAAAUAGCCAGUAACUCGACAAUCUUUGAAUUUAAUCCUUGGGAAAUGGGGUCGUACGACCCUGGCCUCGAAGCCUUUGCGCCGCUCCAAUUCGUCGGCUCCAACUUCACCAACGGCAGUAUUCCACGUAACGGAUCGUGCAUCGCUGGGGUCGACAACGCUGGCUUUGUCAUGGGUACCUCAUCUUCUCUGUUUAAUCAGGCAUUCUUACAAAUUGGAAGGGUAGAAGGUGUGCCAGAAUUCUUGAUCAGCGCGAUAAAUGCGACGCUGGCAAACGUUGGCACAGAAAACAGAGACAUUGCGAACUGGCCGAAUCCAUUCUUUAGAUACAACUCCAGCGGGAAUUUGAACGCCAAUUCCACGGUUCUGGCUCUCGUGGACGGUGGAGAGGACUUACAAAAUAUCCCCUUGCACCCGCUGCUUCUGGCCGAGCGAGAAGUCGACGUCGUGUUUGCUGUCGAUGGCUCUGCUGAUACAGCAACGCUGUGGCCAAAUGGAACUGCUAUGGUGGCUACGUUCAACAGAUCAGAGGCCAGGGUUUCGUCCAACGACAGCAGAUUCCCAGAUGUGCCCGAUCAGAAUACCUUUGUGAAUCUGGGUCUGAACCAGCGGCCUACCUUUUUCGGCUGUACCAACGGCAGCAACACGCCUCGUGGGCCGCUCAUUGUGUAUAUGCCCAACGCUCCCUAUUCAUUCCAGUCCAACGUCUCAACCUUUGACCUGGAAUACAGCAUCGAGGAGCGCAACCAGAUCAUCCAGAACGGAUACAAUAUGGCGACCAUGGGCAAUGGCACGGUGGAUUCGAAUUGGCCGGCAUGCAUCGGCUGCGCCAUUUUGGCCCGAAGCCUCGUCCGCACCAGGACUAGGGUUCCUUCAAAGUGUGCGGAUUGCUUUGCGAGGUAUUGCUGGAAUGGCACGACGAAUAAUACCUUGCCGAAUACCUAUGAGCCGGCGCAGAUCCUCGCCAAUACGACAGAGCAGUCGACGUCUUCGGCUGCUCGGAUAAGCGGGACGCUAUUGCUGGGCUGCUUCGCGUUUAUGCUUGCGAUCUGAGAUCCAAGGAGCACGGGCUUGUGUGCGGUGAAAUGUGAUGUAAUAUGAAUAUGUAGUUCUCGUAACACUCUUACAUGAAAAUGGAGCUCUGAAUGGACUGUUUGACGCCUGGAUUGCGUGAAUUUUGAUGUAUGAUGAGUGGCGAGUCCGCCGACACGAAGCGAAAAUGCUGUAAGUGGCAGCACCACUACAUAAGCGAUGAACGCUUUGGAUGGAUCUCAGUUCGUCGGCCUCUCCGUAUAUAGCAGCUAAAUACCCGGAAGCAUAAUAAGUUGAGGUAAAACUUGCCGAUACGAGGCUCUAAGAGUGCUUGAAUACAUAUAAGCAGUCGGCCAAGAACCCAAAUCUCUCAGGUGCAUGAGCAAGCUACAGGAUCCGGAAGCAGCCAUCAGAAUGAUGAGAUCUCUCAGUUUGUACAUGUGCUUAUACAUCAAGGUUGCAUUAUGGCCGUCCCUCAACUUAGUACUUAUACU
Trichoderma harzianum CBS 226.95 is the source of this 2643-nucleotide messenger RNA. RefSeq lists its product as hypothetical. Gene Ontology annotation, molecular function: A2-type glycerophospholipase activity. Lineage: Eukaryota; Fungi; Ascomycota; Sordariomycetes; Hypocreales; Hypocreaceae. The coding region runs from base 263 to 2170 and encodes 635 amino acids. The transcript has 4 exons. The record is from RefSeq and is a predicted model, not a curated record. Gene Ontology annotation, biological process: glycerophospholipid catabolic process. Gene Ontology annotation, cellular component: intracellular membrane-bounded organelle; cytosol.